UGCCUUCCCUACCCAGGUCAAAUAUGUAAGUAGGGAAGAGCAGAAAACUGUAUGUUAUUCUCAUUCAACUUCUAUUCACAUCUCACACACCUGAAAACCAAGCUUAAAGCAUGUCUUUCACCGGAAAGUCAUAUAGUAAAAUCCAAACAGCUUCCUCUAGAACAGUUUUGGAGGACAGCAAAAAGAAGACUUCAUUAUUGAAGGACAAUAGCUGGAUCAAGAAAAAUGUGGAUGAGGACGAGCCAGUUGAUCCGGUUUCUAAUUUCGGCAAAUCUCUUCUGAGUGUUACCAGAUCCAAAGAGAACAUUGCUAGUUCUACAGGUCCAACCAGCAAAACCGAGAGCAAAAACACUACAGUGACUACAGCUUCCUCUGUCCAGGCCCUCACUAAGAGAUUUGGUGGGAGCCAGGACAAGCUGGAUGAAACCAGCAAAACCACAACGACCAGAUCAACUGUAAGAACGCAACCUAAGAGCAGUACCUCAUCAAUCACAACAACAGUCAAGGAUGGUACAAAGGUUACUGAGACUGUCACCACAACCAGGAAAUCAUCCAGUAAAUUAGAAACAAUCCCUGCUAAAGACAUCUCUGAUAUUAAGACCAAGACUUCUGGAGAAUACAAGACUGAAGUCACUACUGUGAAAUCAUCAAAGGACACCACCGAUUGGCCAACCUCAACUGUCAAGUCCACCACAAGCACCAAGACCUACACAAUGGAUGAUGUUUCACCAGUUAAAACAACCUCAUACUCUCUUAAAUCCACGAAAAGCACUGAGGAUCAACUGUUUGAUACUCUCAUACCAACGUCAAUCAAGAAAAAGAAUUCAACAACAAACAGCAGUGACUAUAAGUCUGAAGUCAUUCCUGUUAAGUCAUCUACAAACACAGCUGUCGGAUCAACCUCACCUGUCAAGACCACCACAAGUGACUACAAGUCUGAAGUCACUACUUUGAAGUCAUCAGUGAACACUAUUGAUGGACCAACCUCACCUGUCAUGACCACCACUAGCAUCAAGACCUACACAAAGGAAGAUGUUUCACCAACCAAAUCAAAAUCCUACUCUGUCCAGUCCACAAAGAGUACUGAGGAUCAACUGUUUGACAAACUCAUACCAACAUCAAUCAAGACUUCCGUCACAAAAUCUAACAGCAGUCGUGAGGAUCAGGAUAUUUCUGUAUCCAAAACCAUUCGGACAGUGUAUUCAUCAAAUGACCGACAUGAGUGGGAUAGUGUUACGAGUCCUUCUUACACUACCAGGACGUCAUACACAGAAACCAGGCCUUCUGAUUACCUCUCUGACAAUAUUACAUCAAAAUCAUCUACAACAGUGUACACGUCACCUUCGAUUACAUCAAACUCAUCUACAACAGUGUACACAUCACCUGAGAGGAAAGUCAGUGAGAGGGACCUCUGCACAUUCUGCCGUAAAAACAUGUACACCGAUGAAAAGAUUAUUCUGGAUGAUAUGAAUAUAAACUGCCACGCACGUUGUUUCAAGUGUGAUGUGUGCAACACCUCUCUUGGGCACCUGAAGGCAGGAGACAGCCUGUGGGUCUACCGCAGUGCUGUUCACUGUGAGGGCUGCUUUAAUGUCACUAAGGGCAAGUGGCACCGCUGAAUCGAUAUAUAAGUUCAAGAUAUGGACGAGAGAUGCACUGCUCUGCAUUACAACAACCUAUAUCAACACUUUCCCAUGGUUUUAAAUUUUACACAAACUACAUAAAAUAUUUUCUUGGUGGUGGUUUCUGUGAAAUAAUGGAAUUAAGGGUUUAAAAAAUGCAUUUAAAUCGGUCAUACCCUGGUGAUGUGACAUGUAUCUCAUCUAACUUGAAGGAUUAUAUAGGAAGGAUUUCUAUUUAUUUCUUGCUGUCAUUUGAUUAUUUUUAUUGUUUAGAUCUUGUUAAGUGUCAUUCCAGAGAAUAGUUGGGUCAUACCUGUUAUGCAAUACUUUUUGAACUCUUUCUUAAAAGAAAAAAAAUGAAUCUGCUUUUGUUCUAUUUACAAAAGUAUUUCUAUGAAAGGAAACUAGACUUUCAGAAAAAUGUUCUUGCAAAGCUCAGGUAUUUAAAUGGUUAAGAAAAUAUUUCUUUCAGGCAUACCAAAGAGUUUGGAAAUAAAGAGCUGUGUUUUGUUGAGUAAAAUAAGAAAAAUGCAA
Messenger RNA from Triplophysa dalaica, 2156 nucleotides. RefSeq names its product sciellin (gene scel). Lineage: Eukaryota; Metazoa; Chordata; Actinopteri; Cypriniformes; Nemacheilidae. Gene Ontology annotation, cellular component: cytoplasm. The record is from RefSeq and is a predicted model, not a curated record. The coding region runs from base 111 to 1619 and encodes 502 amino acids. Gene Ontology annotation, biological process: epidermis development. The transcript is spliced from 25 exons.